AUGGAACGCGUGAAGUCGCUCCUGUCUCACCUCCCCCCUGUUCAGAUCCCGGAAUCAGACGGUAAAACGCUUGAGACCUUCCAUCCCUUUCCCAAACUUCCAAUUGAGCUACGCGACGUGAUAUGGACCUACGCUUCCCUCCAGCCGCGCUACAUUCCCCUCUUCUACUCCAGAAAUCCCACCGACAACACCAUCAAGAAGCGUUCCGCAAAUGAUUAUCUAGGGCGAUUGCCACAUCCUGCAGUUCUUCAAGCCUGCAAGGAAUCCCGAGCUGUGGGCAAGAAGUACUACAGCAUGAUUCUCGAACAAGGUCAAGAAUGCAAAAGCGAUUGCCCAAGAUGUCGAUACGAAUCGUCGGACUAUGCUUCCAUGUUUGGAUACACGAAAGAUUCGAAGCAUGAUCGCAUACAACAAGAAGAGCGAAAUGCACACUGGGUUAACUUCGAGUUGGAUUCGUUUUUGUUGUCUUAUGGAACCAGGGAUGGGAUGGUCGAUGGAAUUGCUCCCUGGCCGGAUUCUGUAGAUUUCGUUUUCAAUGCCGACGACCUGGCGCGGAUCCAAAUUCUCCACUACAUGGUUGCGACGAGAGCGUGUCCUUACAGCAGUCUCGCUUGGUGCUUCAGGGAGAACACUGCGCUGAAGGGGUUGAAGAAAGUCAGUUUCCAAUUUUUGGAAGGAUACAAGUACGGACUUGUAGAUCCGAGAGGAGGCUUUCUGAACGAUCUUUGGAGGAAAGAGGAAGCAGCACAAUAUUGCAGACGUUUACGAGCAAAACUUGAAGACUUAGGUUCAAAGAACAGUCUGCAAUUGACCAUUCUCACUCGGGGGGCUGAUUGGAAUUAAGCUGAGGAGGAUAUCAGGUUGCUGUUGUGCAGAGAGAAACUGCCGUUGGUUCAGGACACGAAGUGAGAUGGAUGUCGCUCAAGCUGAGAAGGUGUUAUUGAAGCUGCCUGUAAAACUUGCAUUUUCUUUUCACGGCUUGCAGCUAAUUCGGCGGGAUCUAUCCUAGGGCUUGUUACUUUCAAGAUUAGGACUUGAUCUCUCUUCUUAUCUUGAGGGCUAAACCUCCCCCAGAAAAGAGUUCCCUACACAAUUCUGCAAAGUAGGCCCGA
Hyaloscypha bicolor E is the source of this 1112-nucleotide messenger RNA. RefSeq lists its product as uncharacterized. Lineage: Eukaryota; Fungi; Ascomycota; Leotiomycetes; Helotiales; Hyaloscyphaceae. The coding region runs from base 1 to 843 and encodes 280 amino acids. The transcript has 2 exons. The record is from RefSeq and is a predicted model, not a curated record.